CUUGUGAUAACUACUAACAGUAGCUCAUGUUCGAACAUGCUGAGAAAUGAUCAUUACUCUCUUAUCACCAAUCUCAAUCAACAACAAGAAGUGACUGAACUAACUAACAAACCAAACCAUUCAACCAUGUCCGACUCCAUCCCCUCAGCGCACGCCGACCCCGACCCCGCCGAGCAACCGCUCCCCGCCAACGCCGAGGACCGCAAAGCCGCCGCCGCCCUCUCCUCCCUCCAUACCAACGAGAUCGCCGCCACCGACUCCCCGACCAAGCAACCCUCGUCCGCCGACCAGGAGGCCUUGGGCAAGGCCAUGAGCCGGCUCGAGAUCGCAGCCGGUCACCCUGCGGGCAACAAGCGGGCGGGGACGACGCAGCAGGGUAAGGAGGGAGGGGAGCUGGUGAAGAAGAAGGCCGUCAAGGUCAGCGCCGACGACGUCAAUCUUCUGGUGGAUCAGUUGGAUUUGAAUAAGCUCAGGGCCACGGAGCUGUUGAAGGCCCACGAGGGGAAUGCGGCGCAGGCGAUCAAGGCGUUUAUUACGCCUGCGACGCUUGCACGUUGAGGCUGCGGGUCAGUCGGGUUUGAAAGUGGGGAUGGGCCGGCGGCUGGAUGGGCUGGAUCUAUGCAGGAGAGGAGGCGUUGUUGGUUCGGAGUUCCAUUUAUCCAUUGAAAUGACAAAAUCUAUGAAUGCUAUGAAUUAAUAUGC
Messenger RNA from Aspergillus japonicus CBS 114.51, 702 nucleotides. RefSeq names its product huntingtin-interacting protein K. Bases 127 to 558 code for a protein of 143 amino acids. The record is from RefSeq and is a predicted model, not a curated record. Gene Ontology annotation, biological process: negative regulation of apoptotic process; protein stabilization. The transcript has 2 exons. NCBI's taxonomy places the organism in Eukaryota, Fungi, Ascomycota, Eurotiomycetes, Eurotiales, Aspergillaceae.